Molecule: messenger RNA, 2994 nt
Organism: Clupea harengus (Atlantic herring)
Lineage: Eukaryota; Metazoa; Chordata; Actinopteri; Clupeiformes; Clupeidae
Gene: gnal
Product: guanine nucleotide-binding protein G(s) subunit alpha
Exons: 7
Coding region: 228-752 (174 amino acids)
Biological process (GO): sensory perception of chemical stimulus; adenylate cyclase-activating dopamine receptor signaling pathway
Cellular component (GO): cytoplasm; heterotrimeric G-protein complex
Molecular function (GO): GTPase activity; G protein-coupled receptor binding; GTP binding
Source: RefSeq, a predicted model, not a curated record
CUGAAACUGUCACCCACUCUUUGUCUGUGCCACGUCACUCAAACUUUGAUGGUCAUUUUUUUUUUCUCUUCUCUCUCUGUGUCUUUUUCUUAUUCAGCUUCCUGGACAAAAUCGAUCCAGUUAGUUCGGCUGAAUACACCCCAACAGAUCAGGACUUGCUCCGCUGCAGAGUUUUGACUUCAGGGAUUUUUGAAACGCGAUUUCAAGUAGACAAAGUGAAUUUUCACAUGUUUGAUGUCGGUGGGCAGAGAGAUGAGAGAAGAAAAUGGAUCCAGUGCUUUAACGAUGUCACAGCCAUCAUAUUUGUGGCCGCCAGCAGCAGCUACAAUAUGGUCAUAAGGGAAGACAACAGCACCAACCGGCUUCGGGAAUCUUUGGAUCUAUUCCGGAGCAUCUGGAAUAACAGAUUUCUGCGAACCAUUUCCGUAAUCUUGUUCCUGAACAAGCAGGACAUGCUUGCUGAGAAGAUCCUGGCAGGGAAAUCCAAACUUGAAGAUUAUUUCCCUGAAUACGCUCGCUACUCCCCUCCGACUGACGCUGCGGGCGACCCAGGAGAGGAUCCCAGAGUCACCAGGGCCAAGUUCUUCAUCCGGGAUGAGUUCCUUAGGAUCAGCACUGCGAGUGGAGAUGGCAAACACUACUGCUACCCUCAUUUCACCUGCGCUGUGGACACGGAGAACAUUCGUCGGGUCUUCAACGACUGUCGAGACAUCAUCCAGAGAAUGCACUUGCGCCAGUACGAACUCUUGUGAUUGGCUGUCCGUCCUCAACGAUCGUCCAGUUAGAGCUCCGCUCUGCUCCCAAACACACAAGCCCAGUACUGGGGACUAUGCUACUGACAAGUGACAAUGUUGCCAUUUUUAUUUUUAUUUCUUUCUUCUUUUUGGUUGUUUCUUUUUUUUAAUUUAUGGCCCAUGCUUUUUGUUUGUUUUUGUUAUUUUAGUGGAGGGACAGGAAUUACAUUUAUGUCGGGUGAAUGUAUUUGUGUGUGUGAGUGUGUGUGAGUAAGUAUGCUUACAUGUUUACGUCCACUUUGUCGUUCAUUUGAUGAAAUGCCUUGAUUUUCAAGUCAUUCCACUACUACGCCUUUAGCUACUUGUCAUUUUUUUUUCUUUUGGGUAGUUUUUUUUGUUUGUUUCUUCUGUUGUGGUUGUAUGUGGACCAGCUGACUCUGAGCGAGCAGAUGGCUGUGUGAUGGUUUGCCUGAUGGACUUUCAGCAUGGGCGCGCGCGGUCUUUGACCCGCGACCUAUGACCUCUGGCACCGCACUCUUUUUCGAGGGCUUCUCUGCUCGUCUCGUAGGGAGAGAUUUUUCAUGCACUUUCGCGUCGGGCGUCUCUAUCCCAGAUACGGGCCGGGUCGGGGACGGAUACGGCCCAGGUUCAUUCCGGAGCGUUGGUGCCAUCUGGGUUUCCAUUGAAUGAAGUGCACACACAACAUACGCGAUGUAGCACCACAAUAUUUAUUAAUGACUGUCGCGAUUUGCUUUAUUUUCAAGAGAUUUCUAGAGUACAGUUGCAGGUGUUGUGUAGAGACAAUUCGGGGGUUGUAAAUUUUAGAGUAGAGGGUUUGAACAUGGGGGAGGGAUUGGGGGGCUAGUGAGGCAUCAGUGGGCUGCUGGGAUUUGUAGUCCCAUGCAGCUGUUAGUCCUGCCAAUAGCACCUGGACUGAAUGACAGCUGUCACUCACUUUCUUUCAUCCACCGAUGAUCCCUCUUGGGAGAGGAGGGUUUCCCAGUGGAACAAUAGCCCUAUAUAAAUAUAUAAAUAAAUAUAUAAUAUAUUUUCUGUUCAUGUUUUACUAUCCUAAGGAUUGUGUGAGGUGGAUUCACCUUGCGCAGACUGCAAAAUGUAAUGUUAUUUUGUACAACUUCAUUGAGAGAUUGUGAGAGUUGAAAAAGAAAGAGAACUGACUUGUAGAAGAUAUUUGUGCCUUCAUCGCGGCUGUACCUUGUAACAUGAGCUCUGAUGUAAGAACGUUAUAAUUUUUUUUCUGACUGCGCUGUACAGCUUGAUGUCAGCUCCGUCCACAGUUGAAACUGCUGGUGGGAAUACUUCUGUAGAAAUUUAGUCUUUUCUGGUUUAUAACAAAAAGAGAUGUUCUUUAGUACAAAAAUGAGGAAAAAAAUGUGGAAAAAAAAAUCCUGUAUACGAUAUGCAAAAUUAACCACUUACCUACAGUGAUGAGCAGAUGUUGCAUUGACAUUGCCUUUGUUUCUCUCUUUGAAAUUCCUUCUUGUUUUGUUCCAAUUCUCAGCUUUAAAACAUUGGAAAUUUGAAGUGUCCAAAUCACAACCUGGUGUUGUUUUAUUAGGAAGCAUCUUUUUAGAUGUGGCGUGUGUGUGUGUGAGUGCGCGCGCAAAACAGAGAGAACGUGCACCUUGCGUGUCCGUAAAUGUGUGUGUAUGUAUACGUGUUAAGCAUGCAUGUGUACAUAGACACCCAUAUACCCACGCGUUGUGGCCACAGACCUUGAGUUGUACAUCUGCAUUUUUAUAUUGAUAUGCGUACAUAUACAUUUAUAAAGAUGAGUUAUAUUCUAUAAAUAUAUAUGUACAACUAUACAUAGUAAUGUGUGUGCCUACGCGUAUACAUAUUUAUGAAUGUCUAGAGAGGAGGUAUGCAUACAACAGGCAUACACAAGAGCAUAUAUUAGAAUGAAAUGAAGAAAUGAGAAACUAGUGAUUCUUUGGUCAUCAAAGAGACCUUCACAAUUGCGCAGGCAUUGUGGAUGCGUGAGCACUGUUAGAUAGCCUAUUCUUUACACCGAACAGCAGCUUUUCUUGUGCAAGUCUAUUCCAACAAAAAAAAAAGUGUGAUUUAAAAUCUUUUUGUGUCUGGCCUUUGAGAAUUUGGAGUUUUUUUUAUUAUUAUUAUUUUUAUUUUAAUAAAGAGGCACAUUAGCAGACCGUUGUCCUUCCGUUUGUCAAGAAUGAGAAUCGUGGAGAGAAUGUCUUCAAGUAAUUUUUUCAAAUAAAAUACCUGUGAAGUAUCA